Messenger RNA from Manis pentadactyla (Chinese pangolin), 4606 nucleotides. RefSeq names its product ankyrin repeat and LEM domain containing 2 (gene ANKLE2). Gene Ontology annotation, biological process: negative regulation of phosphorylation. Lineage: Eukaryota; Metazoa; Chordata; Mammalia; Pholidota; Manidae. The transcript has 13 exons. The record is from RefSeq and is a predicted model, not a curated record. Gene Ontology annotation, cellular component: endoplasmic reticulum. The coding region runs from base 56 to 2962 and encodes 968 amino acids. Gene Ontology annotation, molecular function: protein phosphatase 2A binding.
GCGGCGGCGGCGGCGGCGGCGGGCGGCGGGCGGCGGGCGGCGGGCGGUGGUGGCGAUGCUGUGGCCGCGGCUGGCGGCUGCCGAGUGGGCGGCGCUGGCCUGGGAGCUGCUGGGCGCUUCGGUGCUGUUGAUCGCAGUGCGCUGGUUGGUGCGGCGGCUGGAGAAGCGGUCGCGCGGCCUGGGCCGGAACGGGCGGCCCGCCCCGUCGCCCCACGCGGCCGCGGAUCCGGCCCCCAACCCAGGUGAAAUGACAAUGGAUGCCAUCUUGGCUCGACUGAAACUCCUGAAUCCAGAUGAUCUUAGAGAAGAAAUUGUCAAAGCUGGAUUGAAAUGUGGGCCCAUUACAUCAACCACAAGGUUCAUUUUUGAGAAGAAAUUAGCCCAGGCUUUAUUAGAGCAUGGGAGAGCACUGUCUUUGCACCCUCCUGACCAUGACGCCUUGGGUGCUGCCGCCGCCAGCCAGGACACACAGAAGAUCUUGAAGUCAGCUGUAGGGAGUUCAGCUGAGCAGAUCAACUUUUCUGAGGACAAAGAUUUUGGUUACAGUGUGGGCUUGAAUCCUCCAGAGGAAGAUGCUGUGACAUCUGAGAUCCUCUCGGUGCCCUUCAGUGUCAUGGCUGGGGUGGAUGGCCACAAAGCUGUGGCGAGGGCCUCUACAGAGCCACCUCUGUACUAUGGGGUGUGCCCAGCGUAUGAGGGUGCCCCAGCGAGAAAUGAAAGGAUUCAUGUUUAUGAAGAUAAAAAGGAAGCGUUGCAAGCUGUCAGAAUGAUCAAAGGAUCACGAUUUAAGGCUUUUUCAAGCAGAGAAGAUGCUGAGAAAUUUGCUAGAGGAAUCUGUGAUUAUUUCCCUUCUCCAAGCAAAACCUCUGUACCCCUUUCUCCUGUGAAAAUAACACCACUUUUUAGCAGUGGGGGCUUAAAAGAUGGUUUGUACUUACCUGAGUCCGAAACAGUAAACAAAGAGCGAGCAAACAGUUACAAAAACCCCCGCACACAAGAUCUCACUGCCAAACUCCGAAAAGCUGUAGAGAAAGGGGAUGAAGACACCUUUUCCGAUCUUGUCUGGAGUAAUCCCCGGUACCUGAUCGGGUCAGGGGACAACCCAACCAUAGUACAGGAAGGUUGUAGGUAUAAUGUCAUGCAUGUUGCUGCCAAAGAGAAUCAGGCUUCUCUCUGUCAGCUGACCCUAGAGACUCUAGAAAACCCUGAAUUCAUGAGGCUUAUGUACCCAGAUGAUGAGCCGAGCAUGCUGCAGAAGCGCAUUUGUUACAUCAUCGAUCUGUACCUGAACACUCCUGACAAAAUGGGCUAUGACACACCAUUGCAUUUCGCUUGUAAGUUUGGGAAUGCGGAUGUGGUCAACGUGCUUUCUGCACACCCUUUGACUGUAAAAAGCCCAAGGAAUAAAUGUGAUAAAACACCGGAAGAUGUUAUUUGUGAAAGAAGCAAAAACAAGUCUGUGGAACUGAAGGAGCGGAUUAGAGAAUAUUUAAAGGGUCACUACUACGUACCACUCCUGAGAGCAGAGGACACGUCUUCUCCAGUGAUUGGGGAGCUGUGGUCUUCAGACCAAACAGCCGAGGCCUCUCACAUGGGCCACAGUGGGGGUGGCCCCAGAGACCCUGUUUUGACCCUGAGAGCCUUUGCAGGGCCCCUGAGUCCAUCUAAGGCAGAAGAUUUUCGUAGACUGUGGAAAACUCCGCCUCGAGAGAAAGCAGGCUUCUUUCAAAAUGUCCGGAAAUCUGACCCAGAAAGAGGCAUCGAGAGAGUGGGAAGGGAGCUGGCUCAUGAGCUGGGGUAUCCCUGGGUUGAAUACUGGGACUUUCUGGGCUGUUUUGUUGACCUGUCUUCCUGGGAGGGCCUGCAAAAACUGGAAGAGUAUCUUACUCAGCAAGGAGCAGGCAGAAAGGGCCAACAAAGCAGAGAAAGUGAAGCCUGUUGCCCGGAUGUCUCUGCCUUUGACCAUCAUGGGAAGUGCAGCAAUUCCAUCUCUGUGAGGGCAUUUCUAGAAGAAGAUGAUGAUGUGAGCUUGGAGGAGGUUAAAAAUCGGCAAAACAGAGCUCGAAACACUCAGUCCACAGUCAGUGGUUUUGGAGGCUUGGGGUGUGAUAUCCUACUCGCAGAGCAGAAAACGAACCUUCUAGAAGCCUCAGCCCAGACCAGUCCCCACAGCAACAAAAAUGGGUUUUGCAGCCCACUGAGCAGCAGCAAGACCCUGGGUGGGAAGAGGCCAAAGGCCCUGAGUGGGGACGAAGCCCUACUGUCACCGGUCUCCAGCUUGACUGUUGAAUUUGAUAAAUUGAAUUUGCAGAAUCUAGAAAGUAGCUUUUCUAAGACCCCAAAUAAAACUAUGAAAACUAAAGAGAAGAUCCUGACAUCAAGAAAGGAGGCAGUAGAAGGUGACUUACUAGGACCUCCUGCUGCUGAUAAACUUGGAAACAACCAAAUAAGGACAGAAAACGAAAUGUCAGCCACAAUUGCUAAAAUGUGCCUGAGUUCUGACAAUUCAAGGCAUGAAGUCCAGCACGUGAGCUGCAGCUCUGCAUCCUCGGAGCCUGUGGGCGUCCCCGCCACAAAGGAGCCUAUCCAGAGUCUCUUCCUUUUUGGAGAGGAGCCAUCAAAGCUGGAUCGGGACGUUCUUGCAGCCCUGGAGUGCACAGAUGUGGACCCUCACCAGUACCCCGCUGUGCACAGAUGGAAGAGCACUGUUCUGUGCUACUCACCUUCGGACAGACAGAGUUGGCCAAGCCCUGCAUUGAAAGGGAAGUUGAAGCCUCAGCUGCCAGAUGUCGUGUGCCCUCACAGCUGCAGCCCGGGGAGAAGCAGUCCCAUAGGAGGCAGCCCUGGGAAGCCCACCCCUGCACACCACUCUCCUGGCGUGGGCAGCCCCGGGCGCUACAGCCCAGCUAAUGGGGGCCACCUCCGCAGGAUGACACGUUUGACCCAGCUCGCAGCCCUGUAGGCCAGCAUAUCCUGCUGGUUCUCAUGUCAUUCAUUUUUAAAGUAAAAAGGGUAAUGCAUUUAUUGCUAAAGUUUCACAGAAAAUGUGUUUAUUUAUUAAUCCUCAUUUUGAGAGUAAAAUAAAUUUAGAAACUGGAAAUGUUCUGUAUAAAAUUUAGAUUUCUGCUAUUUUGGGAGAAGUUGAUGAAGCAAAGAGAUACAGGUAAUGACACAGACAUUCCAGUUACUGUUCCCACUUGCAUAUGUAACAGGACGGUUCUGAGCAAGUUGUGCUUCCAGAAAGUCCGGGUGGCUGCCCAGAGUGGAGUUGGCUGUGUUUGCAGCACCACCCUACAGUAGCUGUGCUCUCUUCAAUUCAGUUCUCAGUUGAGUUUGUGCCACUUCCUUCUCUGGGGAGAGUCUUCAACUUUCUAGUUUGGGGUAGGAAAUCUUCUUUGCCAGUGAGUCCCAGUUGGAGAGAGUAUUUGAUAAAGUAGAUGUCUUAGACUUGCAGUGAAAUUAAUAGUCAUUAAAAACAUUUAGUGACCAGAGGUAAAGCUAGAUUUUCUCUUGGGAAAAAUCUAGCCUUUGGGAGUCGUGCAAAUAGUUCUAGGAAACUCGCUGGCAGUCACUUAACGUCUUUGUUUCACCAGCACCUGAGUGUUGACAGCUUGCUGUUUAGUUGUCAGGGUCAGUGGUAAUUAAAUGACCUGUCAGUGGUCCCUUAAUUUAGAAGUUUAUCCUGUAUUUCAGAAUUCAUUUCAGUUGGAUUUCCUUCAUAAAAGAACAUUGUGUUUUAAUACAGAAACUAGCAGAUUGCUUUUGACAGGUUUGAACCCAGUUCAGGUACAUUAUUGCAUUUAUUUUAGCCCUGGCUGUACCCUUCCAAGGGCCUGUGCACACAGCGUGGGAGCCACCAUAGCAUCGUGUGCCCCCACUGAUGCCCCAGACCAAAGCGCCUUGUGGAAGGCUUAUUUUUUCUGGGCUCUUAUGAACAACUGCUUACUCACAAGCAGUGUUUGGUGAACAUUUCCAGUGUUUGACCCAAAAUGGAAACUUCUAGUGCUUUUGCUAACUUCAGUGCCUUUUGUAAAUCAUUUAUUUUCCUGAACUUGCUUUUUGAGAAUAUACAGUGAUACUAAGUAGGUGUGAGAUUUUUUUUCAUUCUUAAAAAUUCUGAAUUGAAAUGUGUAAAAAAAAAGUUCCUUUCAGUUGAUAACAAGAAACAGGUCAGGAGUAUUGGAAUCAGAUUUAGAUUUUAAAAUUCAAAAGGGUGUUGGUGUUUUUACUUGUGUAGCAGACUACCUGGAUGUGCGCAGAUGUGGAUGUAAGAAAAAUACAUUCUAAAAACCAGGCAUUUUAAAAAGGCAUCUGUUCUCAAAAAUCAGAAUAUAGGGCACUAUGUCCACAGUGAUCUCUUUUUUCUCUAGUCUUAUAUACCACCCUGUAUGUUGUUGUAAAUGUUCAGAUGGAAAUUAAAAUAGUGUUUUUGCCCUAAUUUUGCAGACUGCUGUCCCUGUUCUCUCAAGUUUUAGGCCUUCUUUGACUAUUUCUCCAUUUAUCUCCAUAAGAUGGCUCUGGUCCUGGCAAAUAAAUUACCAUGUGUCCUAUUGUGACUUUUAUGUUAUUUUAAACUACUUAGUGAAAUAAAUUAUUUUUAGAACCA